Messenger RNA from Cyphomyrmex costatus, 2455 nucleotides. Its product is annotated as zinc finger and BTB domain-containing protein 17. Gene Ontology annotation, biological process: regulation of transcription by RNA polymerase II. The record is from RefSeq and is a predicted model, not a curated record. Gene Ontology annotation, molecular function: protein binding. The coding region runs from base 166 to 2433 and encodes 755 amino acids. Gene Ontology annotation, cellular component: nucleus. Lineage: Eukaryota; Metazoa; Arthropoda; Insecta; Hymenoptera; Formicidae. The transcript has 10 exons.
GCGUUGAGCUUGAGCUGCGCCAUUGUUGAAAAGGGCAGCGCACGAGGCGGACGCCGGGGCUGGACGGUCCACGCUGCUUUACACUUUUCACCGACUCCAUUGCUGUGAUAUUAGAUUGUUUUAUAUCUCCCUUAUUAGAAACGAGGAAACGAAACCAGAACUACCAUGGAGGACGACCAGCAGUUCUGUCUCAGGUGGAACAACCACCAAAGUACGCUCAUACAAAACUUCGACACACUCCUUGAAAGCGGGACGCUGGUCGACUGCACACUGGCGGCGGAGGGGAAGACUCUCAAGGCCCACAAAGUUGUCCUCUCCGCGUGCAGUCCAUACUUUGAGUGCCUCCUCAGCGAACACUAUGACAAGCAUCCAGUGUUCAUACUCAAAGAUGUUAAAUUCAAAGAACUUAAGGCAAUGAUGGACUAUAUGUACAGAGGGGAAGUAAAUAUUUCCCAAGACCAACUGGCAGCACUCCUUAAAGCCGCUGAGUCUCUGCAAAUUAAGGGCCUUUCGGAAAGUAAAACUGCUGGCAGUUGUAAGACGGAGUCUAGGCCACAGAAAACCGUCUCACUACCAACAGCACCGUCGUUAGACAUUCCACACGCGUCUUCCGGUCUGACGAUAGAAAAGAACAAAGUUCCUAGGCAGAGUUUGGCGCAAAGUUCCGUAGGAGAUAUACCAGAGGAUACGGCUAGUCCUCAGGUGUCGAAAGGGCUCUCCUCGAGGGAAGGUUCACAAAGUCCAACAUCAAGAAAAAGAAAAAGGUUUCGAAGAAGAAGUUUAACCGAAGAUAGUACGAUAGAAAAUCAGGACGCAUCGAAUUCCAGCGACAUGCCUCAGCAAAUGAGUGUACCGGCGCUUGGUAUCGCGCCAGUGGCGGACGAAAAAGUACACGCAGAUCCAACAGACUCUCUCGGCAGGUCAGCUUUAAUGACGCAAUUGACGAAACCUGCCGAUGAGAUGUUACAGUUGCCACUCGAAAAACCCGAGCCAAAUGAUAAUCUCAUCGAGCCAAAGUCUGAAUACCUAGAUGACGCUGAGGAGGGUGUCGAAGACCUGACGCUGGAUGAAGAUAUGAAUGAUCUUAAUGAUAUAGAACAGGACAACAAUAGAGCUGGACCGUCCCAUGACCCCGCCCAACACCCCGGUAUGGGCUCAUGGCAUGUUACCGGUGAUCGAAGUAAUGCGGGGGGUGUUGUGGGCUCUGUGGCAACUUCCGGAGCGGGAGAUGAGGUUUUUCUCGCAGCUCAGGAGGCCGCACAGGCUCAUCGCGACUCACAAGGUGAGACGUAUAGUCCGGCUAAUUGGACGAUACCUACUUUACCAUCGACAUCGCGAAUUGCAAUGUAUACUAGACGUCUCCGUUCGAUGUCUUCAAGUCAAGGUAUAAUUAUCGGCGGAAAGGGUCCUCGUAAGUAUCUAUGCAACGAUUGCAGCCGGACGUUUGCAUUGAAGGCCUCGCUAUUGCGGCAUAAAGCGUAUGAAUGCAACAAGGGUCGUCAAUCUCAGGACGAAUACGAUAAGUCGAGGAAGUCGAAGAAAAAACACGUAUGCAUUAGGUGUAACCGUGUAUAUGCGUUUUUCACAUCACUGUGGCGACAUCAGAAAUACGAAUGUGGAGUAGAGCCAAAAUUUGUCUGUCCUAUUUGCAAAGGUCGAUUCGCUCAGAAAAGCAAUCUGGAUCGGCUCGUGUAUGGAUUUCAGAAGCCGCAAGACACAAUAAAUACGCCGUCACCACUGUUGCCGCUGACGUGUCCGCAAUGCGGGCGAACGUACAAGAUGCAGCGCAACCUGAAGACUCACAUGAAGUUUGAGUGUGGUGGCCAGAGAAACUUCCUGUGCCACUUGUGCCCAUCUAAGUAUACGCAGAAUAUUAGUCUGCGUCGUCACCUUCUACAAAAGCACAAUAUGUACAUACCACCGAAGUUCUCGGUACCUAAGCGUUUUUACGAGAGCUUCCAUCCCUCUGAAAAUCCCGCAGUCUAUGGCCAAAAAGCUCAUGUUGCACCGACGAAGAUCGCCAGAGUUAGAACGAAUGUGAGGAAUCUUGGCAACGAUGAAGAUCAGGCUCUCCAGUGUUCCGCUUGCGGGAAGAAAUACUCGUUAAAGCACAACUUAGCAAGACACGUGCGUUUUGAGUGCGGCGGUCAACGAAGAUUUUCCUGCCAUUUGUGUCCGAACAAGUACACGCAGAAUGUCAGUCUGCGUAGACAUCUGACGCAUCAUCACAACGUUGUGAUGCCCAUAAAGAAGAGAUACAACAAUCCGAGGAAGAUGUUUCUCGAAGUCCCGCCCCUUCGUCUGUCGAAAAUGUGGACGCUGCUACACAAUGCGCUGCAAUCUGCGCAGACAUACGAAUUGGGAGUGCAGUGGGAAACGCUAUUUCCCAUGCUUCUACUGCAGCAAACGUUUCACCCAAAAAACGAGCCUUGAUCGGCACUUGAGGGGAGUCCAU